AUGAGGGCGCCUCUCCUCUCCUUCGUCCUCCUCUUGGCCGUCGUCGCCACCGUGCCCCUGGUCCCGGCGGUGAGCAAGGGUGAAGAAGCUGGUACCGCCGCUGAGGAAAAUGGAGGCUCUAUCAAGCCCCUGUCCCUCGACGGAUAUGGACCACUGGAGAAGGCUGCCAAGAAGCCCAAGGAGCAGAUCUUGGACGCGCAAGCUACUCGGAAGAUGAUUCCCGACACCUAUGAUCAGAAACCCAUUGAAGAACAAGCUCAAAAGGCCACGGCCUCCACUGCUGAUGAGCAACCCGACAAAUAUGUGGCGUCUCUAGUUCCUGAUGAGAAGGAGGAGGAGGAAGCUCCUGCAGAGGUAAAGGAGGAGAAAUCUGAUGAGUCGGCGGAUGAAUCUGCUUAUCACAAGAAGGAAAAGAAGGUAAAGAAGGAAAAGAAGGAGAAGUCGGAUUAUUUGGAUGAAUCCUCAUCAUCCAAGAAGGAAAAGAAGGAGAAAUCUGAUGAUUCUGAUGUAUCUACAUCUUCCAAGAAGAAGAAGAAGAAGAAGAAGAAGGCCAAGACUGAUGAUUCUGACGAAGAUGCAUCGGAAAAGAAGGAGAAGUCUGCAUCUGGCAAGAAACACAAGAAGGACAAGUCUGAUGAUGAUUCGGACAGUACAUCUCCCAAGAAAGAAAAGAAGGGGAAAUCCAUCGAUUCGGAUGCAUCUUAUGCAUAUCUUCAGAAGGAAGAGAAGAAAUCCGGGGAUUCAGACGAAGCCACGUCUCUUAAAAAGCAAAAGAAGGAGAAGAAGAAGAAGGAGGAGGAGAAAUCCGAGGAGAACUCCGAGGAGGACGCUGCGCCCGUCGACGUCUCCACGGACGGCCAAUAUGUGUUUACUCCCAAGGAGGAGAAAUCCGGCGAGGACGCCAUGCCGAUCGACGUCUCCACCACCGGCCAAUACGUAUCUUCUUCGAAGGCCGACGGCAAGCCCAAGGGAGGUGAGCGUCAGAUCUCCACCAAUGCGGAUGCGUACGCGUCUCCAAAGCAGGAAGCCAGUAGCCAGCCCAUAGCCGGUGGUUCUCCCGACGAGGUUCCGCCGGCGGUCAAGAGCCCCGCCACCUCCGACGCAUACACAUCUCCAAAGCAGCAGGUCGUCAGCCCCAUGGCCGGUGGUUCUCCAGACGAGCUUCCGCCGGCGGCCAAGAGCUCCGCCACACCCGACCCGUACUUAUCUUCAAAGCAGCAGGUCCUCAGCAGCCAGCCCAUGGCCGGUGGGUCUCCCGACGAGCUACCGCCGCAUGCCAAGAGCUCCGCCACCCCUGCCCCGUACGCGAACGUGCCCAACGAGCCGGCAGCGGGGAAGCCGAAGCUGUCGAUGGAGACGUUCUCGGGGAUGAUCAGGAGGCCGAUCGCGAAGAUCCUAAGCCCGGUGAUCAAGAGCGUGUGCGCCAAAACGGAGUACCCGGAGGACUGCGAGUCGUCGAUCGGCGGCCUCCCCGGGGCCGCGUCGGCGGCGGCGACGGACAGCGUGGGCGUGCUGAAGCUGGCCAUGGAGGCGGUGCGGCAGAAGGUGAUCGUGGCGAUGAACGCGGCGACGGACCGGAUGAACGUGCCGGGGACGGACGACACGACCAAGGACGCGCUCGACUCGUGCACGUCGUCGUACAGCGACAUCAAGACGAGCCUGGACUCGGUGGACGACGCGCUCAAGCGAGGCGACGUCGACACGGCGCACACCAACCUAGACUCGGUGGAGACGGACAUCACCACCUGCGACGACGGAUUCCAGGAGCACGGCAUCCCGUCGGUCAUGACCGACCAUGACCAGGAGCUCCAGAAGCUCGCCAGCAACCUCCUCUCCAUCGGCGCCGCCAUCCAUCACUAG
Miscanthus lutarioriparius is the source of this 1860-nucleotide messenger RNA. Lineage: Eukaryota; Viridiplantae; Streptophyta; Magnoliopsida; Poales; Poaceae. The record is from the annotation of a GenBank genome assembly.